This is a messenger RNA of Penicillium malachiteum, 1449 nucleotides long. Its product is annotated as Zn(II)2Cys6 transcription factor. The transcript has 3 exons. Gene Ontology annotation, molecular function: transcription cis-regulatory region binding; DNA-binding transcription factor activity, RNA polymerase II-specific; zinc ion binding. Gene Ontology annotation, cellular component: nucleus. The record is from RefSeq and is a predicted model, not a curated record. The coding region runs from base 1 to 1449 and encodes 482 amino acids. NCBI's taxonomy places the organism in Eukaryota, Fungi, Ascomycota, Eurotiomycetes, Eurotiales, Aspergillaceae. Gene Ontology annotation, biological process: positive regulation of transcription by RNA polymerase II.
AUGUCGACCCGCUCACAUCAAGGUUGCUGGACAUGCAAGCGACGUCGUCGUCGCUGCGAUAACCACCGACCCAAAUGUCAAAAUUGCGCCCAGCGUGGAAUAGAGUGUGAAGGAUAUGAGGUCCGAUUACGGUGGGGUAGUGGCAUUGCGUCGCGUGGGCAAUUCACCGGUGCAGAUAAGCCGCUGAAGGAGAAUGUGCCGGCAAGAACAAAGGGUCGACUAAGGGAUCUGAACAGGGAAAGGAAGAAGGUAGAGGCAUCAGCAUCCAGCGAUGCCAUUAGCCCUCAGGACCCACGCUUUGAGGACUACGAAUCGCCCGAACAAAAUUAUACGAUGGAUUAUGGGUCUGAGCCGUCUCCUACUGACUCGGAGAAAUUGAGCCAGGAUCAAGCCUUGUUUAAUGAAUUCAUCAAUGGGGGCAUUAAUGUACUUCAUUCUACCACAGCUCGAGAUAGCAUGCUACAACCACGACUACCUCAAUUGUGUCAAGAAUCCAGUGCAUUAUAUACAAUUUGUCUUGCAUUUCAACUUUCACUGUCGAGUACUCAUUCUCCCAGGUUCCUCGAGUACUUUGAUGCAGCGCUUCGAGAAUUCCGAUCCGAACUAGCCCAAAGCACUAUUCUCUCGGAUGGAACACUGACAGCUGGCUUGCUGCUGUGUAGCAUUGGCCUGAUGCAUGGUUUGCCAUGGACAGUGCACCUGGAAGGUAUGCACAAUAUCCUCCAAUGCCAUGGCCUUGCGGAUAGACAUCGCACAGCCACGCAAACUACCUUCCGUACCCAUCUACUCGAGGUCAUGGGAGUCAUGGACCUGCAAUGCUUUUCUGUUGGUCGUCAAACAUCCUGUAUUGGAAUCUGGCAUCGUUACUGCCAGCCCACUUCCCCGAGAGAAGGAGUUGAGCCUGUCAGUGGGCUACCAAGGACUUUACUUGACCUCUUUGCUGGGAUAGGAAUUGAUACCACAGAGCAAAGCUUCUGGGACUGGCCAGGAGAAGUGGGCAGUUUUCUGCAAUGUUAUCUAUGGGAAGCACAUAGAUUAGCCGGAAUUUUGACACUUCGUCGUCAUGCACGAUCCGAAGAGCAGAAUUCUCGCAACAUGCGAAAUGUCUCAAAUUGGAGACAGCCAGGUGCAUGUCCAGCAGACGCUUCAGUUCUUGUCGCUCGAAUACUGGCAAAUCUGGAUGCACUCCGUCUUGCUUGCGCUGAGCGCCCUAAAGAAGAUACUUUCAUUAAGAAUGCAGUCCUCUUCCCAGUUGUCGUUGCUGGAUUGGAGGUUUCAGUAAUAUGUCAGAAUUCACAGUGGCAGGAAACAAUUCGCAAGUGUACUCUUGGCUCGCGACAAGAUGAGAUUCUUCUUGAUCUUUUGGAAGAAAUGUGGCGCAAGAAUGAUCCUAUUCUCAGUGUCGAUAAUUUGGCAAGGGCAAGGGGAGUGGAAAUGGGCUUGUUAUAA